GAACGCGUUAUUAAAGGGGAGAAACAAGAAGAGAGAAUCGAAUUUUCCCUCGUCGCUGCCGACUCUCUGUUGCCUUCUUGCUUUAUUCGAGCUUUUUCUUUUCUGUUUUCUUCUUAAAGGUUCUUGGGAUUCUUCGAUCGAUCUGAACGCGAUCGGAGGGGAGAAACCCUAGGAUUUCUAGGGUUUUGAAGAGGAAGGGGAAAUGGAUACCGAGCAGACCUUCCUCCGGGUCCAUGCGCGCGUAUCGGGGAUGCUAUCCCAGCUCCUGACUCCAAGGAUCCGGUUGGCGCUCGAGUACGGGUACCUCGCCGUGGCGGUGGCGCUCUUCUGCUUGCUUGUUGUCAUGCACACCAAUUUCGUGCAGCAGCCGGGAUGUUCAAGCGAGUUUUCUGGAAUUGAAUUUACCGAAGCUCAACUUGUCCACAUAAAGAUAAUCAGUGGGGGACUGUGGGCUCAGACUGCAGCUGACCAGAACAUUGUGGAUUUCCAGCAGGAAACUUUGACUGAGAACUCCAAAAUUCCUGAAGUGAAUGGAGAUGGGUUUACAAUUUUGACAGCCAAGUUUUGGUCCAACUGGUUAGGUUCUGGUGCUAGAAGGAGCAAAUUGAUAUUUAGAUCUUGGAAGAGUGACAAAGAGUUUCUUGAGCCUCAAUUGGAAAAUGCAGCUGAUGGUAGCAUCAGCAAAGCUGUUUUGGAUGAAACAGAUAUUAAAGCUAGUACAGAAGGUCAUAAAGGCCUUCCUUUGUCUGCUAGAGAGUCAUUCAAAGCAGCAGUUCUUCAUUUCUUUACUAAGUGGCACGUGCGUCUCAUUUCCUUCUGGAAAAAUGCAAAGCAGUUUUCUCAGAGCAUCUUUCAAUUAUUGACUGCUGCAAGGUGGAAUGAGUCUCUGGAUAUUUUAAAGUGGUUACAAGCACUACGCAUGGAAAAUCUUAGCUCGCUGAUAGUGCAGUGGCUUGAGAAGAGAAGCAAAGCAUUUGAGCCAACAUAUCUAUACACUGUUGAGAAGGGAUUUUUCUUGCUUCCUGAAGGAGCAAAAUCACGACAUAACAUCCGAGCAAUUAAUACUACAAUUUCUGCUCUGAAUCCCUGCUUUGGAAACAGGUGGCAACAACUUCUGAUCAACAGGCUCGUUGGUUAUGAUACAAUUCUUACAAAUAGUUUAUUGAAUUACCCCGGUCAAGGUUAUCUGUAUAACUUUCAAACAAAGGAAUUUUAUGAUCUUAGUUAUGGACAUGAAUUAGGGGAAGGUCCUGCAAGAUUUGGAGACUACUUUGUGACGAAAUGUGGCGUGCUUAUUAUGUCACUAUUUGUUUUCUUCACGACAACCAUGUCUGUCUCAUUUACUUUGAGAGAAACACAAUCUCGCAUGCUUAAGUUCACAGUGCAGCUCCAGCACCAUGCUCGCCAUCGGCUUCCCACAUUCCAGUUGAUAUUUGUGCAUGUGAUUGAAUCUUUAGUUUUUGUUCCGAUUAUGAUUGGAAUCCUGUUUUUUCUAUUUGAGUUUUACGAUGACCAGCUACUUGCAUUCCUGGUUUUAACUCUUGUAUGGUUGUGUGAACUAUUUACAAUGAUCAGUGUGCGUACAUCGAUAUCUAUGCAGUUUUUUCCUCGCUUCUUCUUGCUCUACUUUCUGGUUUUUCACAUCUACUUCUUCUCGUAUCCUUAUGGUUUUUCAUAUCUCGCUUUCUCUGCAACUGCUGCAUUCAUGCAGCACUUAAUUCUUUAUUUCUGGAAUCGCUUUGAGGUUCCAGCCCUUCAGAGGUUUAUGAGGAACCGAGGUCAGAUGCAGCAACAGGCUGGUGUUCAGAUCACAUCAUCAACCAUCUACACCUCGACUGUGCAUAUUGCUAGAGUAAAUGUGAGAAACAGUGGUGUAAUCAGUAAUGAGGUUGGAGAUGGACCCAGACUUCAUUUGGGACCUGAUCGUCCGGGGUCUGCUGAAAGUACAGAAACUCGAGAGCAGUCAGUGAGGGACAGCCCUGAUUCAGGAAGCAAUGACCUCCACUUUCCAGCUCUCGGUCCCCGACAAACAGGAACUGCUCCUGGCUCCAGCCUACUCAACCCAUUUAGUUCCCUUCUGCUUUGGAUCUUAGGAGGAGCUUCGUCAGAUGGCAUUGUAUCAUUCUUUUCUAUGUUCAGAGAUGUGCGAGACCAGGGCCAAGUAUUUCCAGAAAACCCCCCAAAUGGAGAAGUUGUAACAUAAGUUUCUACAUUUUCCCCAGUUUGAAGGGAAAGAUAUCCAGAUCCUCAGUGGGCAACAGACGACAAUUUGUCGCAGGGAAGAUAUGAUGCUGGGCUUCAUUGGGUUGUGGUGGGUGCCACAAACAUAAUGGCCUGCACCUUGUUAUAGAAAUGGCUUGGUUGAUAUAGUCAUUGUUCAAGCCAUUGUUUUUAUUUUGUUUAUUUUGUUUUUUUUUAAUCUUCCAUGUAAGCGGCUUGUAUCAUAAAUUUGUACUGUUUAUCCGAGUGGAACGGAACCAAGUAAAUCCUACUUGUAACGAUGAAAUGAAAUGUUAUAUUGGCCAUUUGCAGGUGGAACCUUAUGAAAUUAUAAA
Elaeis guineensis (African oil palm) is the source of this 2555-nucleotide messenger RNA. RefSeq names its product membralin-like protein At1g60995. The record is from RefSeq and is a predicted model, not a curated record. Gene Ontology annotation, cellular component: endoplasmic reticulum. Lineage: Eukaryota; Viridiplantae; Streptophyta; Magnoliopsida; Arecales; Arecaceae. Gene Ontology annotation, biological process: response to endoplasmic reticulum stress; positive regulation of ERAD pathway.